This is a messenger RNA of Symbiodinium natans, 909 nucleotides long. NCBI's taxonomy places the organism in Eukaryota, Dinophyceae, Suessiales, Symbiodiniaceae. The record is from the annotation of a GenBank genome assembly.
AUGGGCGUGUCAAGCUCGAUCCAGCCAGCAUGGCCAUCUUGGCAGUGGCCCAGGGUCUUUGGAACGUCUCCCGUGCUGAGCCCUGGAAUGUUCCGCAUCUUUCGCGGUCUUAUGGCCGCCGUGUUCGUGGGCCACCAGAUCUGGCAUGCAUGGGAUGCCAUCGUCCUUCGCGAGCACGGCUGGUACUACUUGAUAUUUCUCACGACAUGGUCACUGUUUCUGGAGACCUUGAACAUGGUCCUGAUGUUCAUUUUGGCCCUGAUGGCUUCUGAAGCGCCGGAGCCCAACGAAGAUGCGGAAUUUCAGAAAGAAUCCGAGCCGCUCCUCGCUCGCGUCUCCAUGGUCAUCUUCUCGAUUUCCCAGCCAGUGUCCAUGGGUGUCGCCGUCCUAUACUGGACCCUUCUCACGCCAAUUUGGGACGUUUGGGCGGGAGUGGAGCCAGUACCCUCCUACUUAUCGAUGUUCGCGCACGGGAUCGACUGGAUCUUGAUGUUCAUGACGUUCUUUGCCUGCCGCGUCCCCUUCACCUGCUCCCAUGUGGGCUGGACCACGCUCUUUGCCGUGCUGUACGCGGCGUGGAGCUACCUCCACCACGUGCUGCGCAUCGGCAAAUCGUGGACGUGUGAAGGGUAUGAUGACCCUGCCGACUGCCCAAUCUACGACGUGCUUGACUGGAACGAUCCACAGAAGGCUGGAACGAUCACCGGCGCCGCCGUUGUGGGAGUGGGACUGCUCAUUCCCUGCGUCUACGUCCUCCUUGCAUGGUUGCGCGACCGCUGUGACAGCCGAGCAGACCUCCAACAGAUUGAUGAGGAGCGCCAGAGGGAGAAGCUCCUGCUCCAAAGCGACGACGAGAUCAAUGUAACGAGCAGCAGAAGAAAUGCCUGCGCUUGCCUGACGUGCGUUUAA